Molecule: messenger RNA, 891 nt
Organism: Prorocentrum cordatum
Lineage: Eukaryota; Dinophyceae; Prorocentrales; Prorocentraceae
Source: the annotation of a GenBank genome assembly
AUGCACCGCCGCAACGGGAGCCUCAUCGAUCGGCUGGCAAAGGGCCCAAAGACGCCCAUACCAAGAGGCCCCUACGUCCACGAGGCCUGCCGGCCCAGCCGGCACCACCGGCCGCUCAGCGCCUGCCAGCCGCUCUUCAACGCCCGGGCGCCGAAGGCGUGCGCAGAAGUUCCGUGCCGGUUCCUGGCCACCGUGGGCUUCUGCCCCAACGGGGUGAACUGCAUGUACUCGCACGCUGCCGCUCCCACGGCCGCCGCCGAGGCGGCGGCGCGCGCCGUGCCGCCCAGCAGCCCGCGGCGGCCCCCCCGCCCUCGCCACGAGGACCCGGAGGCCAUCGCCGCCCUGACUGCCCUGGCGGCGGCGGGCCUGGAGCCGCGGCCCGCCGCGCCCGACCUCGGGCCGAGGCCACCCCGCGGCCCUCACCCGCCGUCGCAGGCCCUGGUCCGCCGCCGCAGCGGGCCGCCGGUCCUCCUCCUCGAGGCCGGCCAGCGCGGCCAGCAGCGGCCGCAGGUGCCUCGCCGGCCUGCAGUUCGUCGGCAGCGGGGGCGGCCCUCUCGGAGACGCUGGCAGGAAGCGGCGCCCUCUGUCCAGCGGCUGCGCCGCAAACGACUUGGCCGCCGACCGCGUGGUGACCCGACCGGCCUGACUGACCUUGCCUUGCCCUGCCUUGCUGUGCUGGUAACGUGUGCCCGGGCGGCCGGGGCCGGCCUCCCGCCCCGUAGCCGGCCGGGGAGAGCUGAGCUGCGCCCGCCACGGCCUCUCUGCGCACCCCGUGGGGCGAAUAGCCGCACGGGGCACGCCGGGGCUCGAGCGAAGCUGCGUGUUUUGUGGGGCGACUUCGUGGGCUGUGUGUGUGUGUGUAAGAGGGAAGAUGGACUGUUUGAAUGGUAG